AUGCUUGUAAAUCACAGCAAUGAACUCAUUGGCCAUCUCUCAGAUUCUGACUGCCCGGUCGAGUGUGAAAAAGAAUUGGCUUUGCUCGUCUUCGACGUUAAACAACAUGUUGCAGAGAUUAAGAAAGGCAAGCAAAAGGAGAAAUAUUAUUCAAAGCACGUGGGUCAUGUCGAGAUCCAAAUCCAGGCUGUGGGUGUGAGUGUGAUUGUUUCCGGCGCGAACAACCCUGCACAUAACGUUAUAUUUGCUUUGGCUGCAUCCAUCGCUGCUGUGAAUGUCACGGUGCUUGCUACUACAAUCGACUCCAACAAUGCCUUCAUUGCACUGUUGAAGAGUCUCUGGAGGCGGUAUCUCGAUCCCGAUUGUCUCUUUCUUGUGACUGGGAUAAGAGAUUUGACCUUGGAUAUGGGAGAUAUCCAUAUGAUGACGAUUUAUGAUGAUGCAAGGAACAACUAUGCUACCGCCCUCGAAUCUCCGAAAGCGCGUUUUGUUCAGACAACGAUCACGGCAACCAACCUUGCUGUGGUCACUGAAGGUCACAAAGAUUGGCAUUCAAUUGCCAUGGACGUCUGUCACAUCUCCUCAAUGCGUACUUCCUCCUACCGCCGACUCAAUGCCAUCUUUAUAAAGAAGGAUGACAUGGAUCAGUGCGAGCGGGCCUUCAGCAAGGGCCCCAAUUUGAAGGGAGCCACAAUUAUGUCUCCGCAGGUUAUACUGGACAUGACCCAGGAAAACAUUGCAAUAAAAGGUCUUGAACUUCGCCUUCAGUCUGCAGCGGAUAUUGGGCAUUUGCUGAUUAUUGUUGUUAAUUCGCUUGAGCAAGCUUUCGAUUCAAUGAUCAAUGUCAACGCUCUCAUCCAUCAAUUGGCGAUCUUAGGACCACGAGCCGACGAUGUCGCAAUUUAUAUUAAUGACUGGCUUGAGGUAAAUAUCAUCUCUGUCGGCUUCCAUUUCCCAGUUCUGCUCCCUAGUAAGCACUAA
This is a messenger RNA of Bipolaris maydis ATCC 48331, 981 nucleotides long. RefSeq lists its product as uncharacterized. The record is from RefSeq and is a predicted model, not a curated record. Gene Ontology annotation, molecular function: oxidoreductase activity. NCBI's taxonomy places the organism in Eukaryota, Fungi, Ascomycota, Dothideomycetes, Pleosporales, Pleosporaceae.